AUGUUGAUGAAUAUUGCCCUUAGCCUACUGGCCGCUCAGAGCGCCGCUGCGGCGCGGUUCGCUAUGUACAUUGAUGAAUAUCAUACUACCGAUCUCCCUGGAAGUGAUCAAACAGGGCAGGUUGAUCACGCGAUCAUGGCUUUUGCCCCGACAAAGUUGUUCAACUCCGACUCCCCUCCUUCGUUUUCGCCAUUCGAGCCUGUGGAGACCAUGCGCAAGCGCUUCGGACCUGACACCAAGGUCAUGAUUGCCAUUGGUGGCUGGGGUGACACGGCCGGCUUCUCUGAUGGAGCCAAGGAUGACACCACCCGCAAGCGUUUCGCAAAGAACGUUGCUGCGAUGCUUGAUGCCAACAAGUUUGACGGUGUUGACAUCGAUUGGGAGUACCCCGGCGGUAACGGCCAGGACUACAAGCAAAUCCCCAACUCCGCCAAGGUCGACGAGAUCGAGACCUAUCCCAAGUUCCUGGCGGCUGUCCGCGAGGCUAUCGGCAACAAGACUCUUUCCAUCGCCGUCCCCGGCCGACGCCAGGACAUGAUCGCAUUCACCAAGGAGCAAAGUCCUGAGAUCUUCAAGUCCGUCGACAUGGUCAACGUUAUGACAUACGAUCUGAUGAACCGCCGUGACAACGUCACCUCUCACCACACCAGCGUCGAGGGAUCUCUCGAUACUAUCCAGGCCUACCUUGAUCUCGGUCUUGAGCCUGAGAAGGUCAACCUUGGCUUUGCCUACUACGCGAAGUGGUUUACUACCGACCCUACCUCUGACUGCAAGGAGCACCCGCUCGGCUGCAAGGUUGUCAAGCUUGAGAAUGAUGAUGGUUCUGACAACGGCAAAUCUGGUGCUUUCACCUUUGAGAAGGGUGUCAUGGAUCCUCCCCCCGCCAACCUGACCACUUCCUACAAUGGCAAGUGCGGUUACUCCGAGGGAACCAAGUGCCCCGAGGGAUCCUGCUGCAGUGCCUACGGCAACUGCGGUUCCGGUGACGACUUCUGCCAGGCUGGCUGUCUCUCCGACUACGGCACUUGCAAGGGCAUCUCUAUCACCGACUCCUGGCGCCGUGCCUCCAAGGAUGGCCAGACCGACGAGGAAGAAGGUGGCCAGUACUACUGGGACGAGGAGACUAACCUCUUCUGGUCGUGGGAUACUCCUGACCUGAUCACUCGCAAGUUCUCCGAUAUCGUGCAAGCUAAGAACUUGGGUGGUGUUAUGGCUUGGUCUCUCGGUGAGGAUACUUAUAAGUUUGCUCAUCUCGAUGCUAUGCAGAAUGGUGUUCAACAGAUCACCCAGCAGAGUGCUGAUGAGUGA
Penicillium cataractarum is the source of this 1308-nucleotide messenger RNA. RefSeq lists its product as uncharacterized. Lineage: Eukaryota; Fungi; Ascomycota; Eurotiomycetes; Eurotiales; Aspergillaceae. The record is from RefSeq and is a predicted model, not a curated record. The transcript is spliced from 4 exons. Gene Ontology annotation, cellular component: extracellular region. The coding region runs from base 1 to 1308 and encodes 435 amino acids. Gene Ontology annotation, molecular function: chitinase activity; chitin binding. Gene Ontology annotation, biological process: carbohydrate metabolic process; chitin catabolic process.